AUGCAGUCCAAGAGGCUGACCACGGAGCCUCCAUGUAUAACAGAAGAAGUGUUUGAAGAAUACUUAGCCACAGAUGAUAUGCUUGUGGACUACUUUAAUGAAUUUUUGAGUCUUCCGACUUUUGCCCAGCCAGUUAAAUUUAACCCUGAAUUCAGGGUUUUUGAAGUAGUUGAUGAUGCUCCACAACUCCUGGAAAAUCAGCUGAAAAAAAUUCUACGUGAUCAGACACCUCCAAAGCCCAUUUAUGAUGUUCUAAGGAGAGCAAAGAAUGGUGGGCAGCUCUCCAAAAUGCGCAGCGCUUCUCCAGCCCUCAAUAUUGAUCCAAAUUACAACGCUAUGUGUCUUGAUCGAGCACAAGCAAUUCAGUGGAUUAAGAAAGAAAGGCUUCCAGCAUUUCUAGAAAGUGACUGUUACUUUGAAUACAGGCUAGCUAAAUUGGUAUCACAGGUAGAAUGGAGCAAGACUGGGAUUAAUUUUAUUAUAGAUAGUGACUAUUAUCCCUGGAUAAAGAAGAGAGAUCCAAGUUCACCCUCUCCUGAGGAGGAUGACACUUCAUUGAUGAUGAAGCCUGGCCAGGCUGUGGUUUCUCAGACACAGGAUUUGUCUACAUUAGCAAAACAAGGGGAAUUAAUGAAUACUAGAGAUUCAUUUAUGCAUCCUGUAGCUUCUAGUCAAAUUCAAGACACUCAGUGUUUGCCUGGGCAGCAUGAAAGAGAUGAUUCAUUAAGCGAAAAAGAUACCCUUCUGGAUGCAGUCUCCUGGUCUAAGGAAAGCCACAAACAGAGCUUCCUUUCCCCUUCAAGGCCAGCUUCAGCAAAAGCCAACGUUAUAAGGGAGAGAUCCACAGAGGCUGAUGAGGCUUCUUAUGUAGCCAUUGCUGAACCUCCUUCCCACACUCAGUUAAGAGUUUAUCUAGACCCAAAAUGGGACAGUGCAGAAAAAGAAGAAAAUGAACAGGGAAGUGCAACUUUUCGGACACCAGAAGAAUUCGUACCAGCCUCUACUCAACUUGUAACCAAGGAACCCAUAUCAGAACUGACCCACCAGCCAGCUGCUGACAUUGAGAGUGAUGUGGAUCUCCAAAAACAACCUGAAGUGUUUAUACACGAGUUAGCAAAUAAUGAAUUUGUCUCAGACUCCAAGGGAGAUGUAAAAAAAAAAGAUCCUGAAGAAGUAAGCUUAAGCUCAAGUUCUGAAAGUGAUGGUGCAGAUAUUAGGGCUGCCUGGUGCAUUAGUCACGGGACUUACGAUACUGGCAACAGACGAGAGUUUGAAAGAUUCAAGAAGUUCAUUAAAGGAACACUUGGGGAGAGGUACUGGUGGCUCUGGAUGGAUAUUGAAAGACUUAAAGCUCUUCAGGUCACUACAAGACAGCAAAGGCAACUCAGUAAGAUGAAAAAACUCUAUUUGCUGAGCAGUGGAGACUAUUUCCUCAGUUCAGAAGUGUUACUCAGACUUGAUCUGCAGCAUGGAGAUCAGUGGAAUACAAAGCAUUUAAGACGGAUUCAGCCUGAAGUAGUGAAACCUCUACUUCUUUACUGGGGUCCGAGAUUUUGUGUCGCUCAUUCCACAGCAAUAGACACUGCCAGUGCAAAACUGAAGUUCUGGCACACAUGCCAAGAGAGACCAAAGGUGGAUGUUGAUCCUUUUCCACACAUGGUAUCAUUGCUACCAUUGACACCUAAGUCUGGCAUACCUAGGAUACCACCUUCCCUUUCUCAGAAAAGUAUAACAAGCUCAUUGACAACUUUGCUAAAACCAGCUACACCCAAUUUCUCUUUGAAGAUAUCAUUAUCACAUACCCUGUCAUCAGGCCAAAGCCCUCAGAGGGAUGACAUUUCUAGAAGUAGAAAGAGGCCAAAGACAGCGAGCAGAGACAUGAUUCAUUGUUUAGCUUUGGAUGACACUGGAGACUCAAAAUACCAGGUUCAUAGAAAGUACACCUAUGCUGAGCUGCUCCUGGGGAAAAGUGCUGCUGGCAGUGUUGUCUUAGGAGAAUCAAGAAUGGAAAGCAUGCUGCAAUCUCUUUAUUUGGAAAACAGAGCAGGCUACUACUUCACACACUUCUGUGAGAAGUCAGGGAAUAAGUUGUGGAAGAACAGCGUGUACUUUUGGUUUGACCUACAAGCUUAUCAUCAGCUUUUCUACCAAGAAACUCUUCACCCUUUUGAGAUAUGCAAGCAAGCUCAAUACCUUUAUGCAACUUACAUUGCUCCAUCUGCCAGUAUGGACAUUGGACUUCAUCAGAGUAAGAAAAAUAUGAUUUAUCAGAAAAUUGACCCAGCUUUUGAGGAUCUUUUUGACCCAGCAGAAGAGUAUAUCCUCACUGUUCUGCUAGAACCAUGGAUGAAGAUGAUGGAAGCAGACAAAUACACUUAUGGAAAGGUGGAGUUGGUGGAAGAAACUCGACAGCUGGACUCCGUGUACUUUAGAAAGCUCCAGGCUUUGCAUCAAGAGAGUGGUUCCAAGAAGGAUGAGAGUACUGCUGCUGACACUGGUCUGCCAUCCCGCCCUGAUGCUCUCAAAGAAGAUCAGCACUUUGUUCAAGUUCCCAAAGAACUGGCAGGCCCUGAUCUAUCUGACCUGAUCCAUGACAAAGAGAAGUUAGAACAGUUCUGGGCUUUUCUUAAUGAGCAUUCUGCUGGCAUGGAUCUCAUGUGCUGGCUAGAUAUUGAACAGUUCAGAAAGAUGCUCCACAAGGAUAAAGAAAAAAUGGAGGAAAAAUCUAAGGACAUUGGAAACAAGUACUUUAACAAAAACUACUUCUUUGGGCCCAACAGCCCAGCUACCAGAGAACAACAAGAACAGCUAAUGCGUUCAGGUGGAGGAGGGGGACAAAUCCUUCAUGAUCAACUUUCGGCAGCGGUUCUGCUAGAAAUGCAGCCAUGCGUCCAGAAGAGAUUAGAAAAACAAUGGCUGCCAUUGUUCCUGGCAGAGGAGCACCACAGAGUGGAGGGACAAAAAAAGGUAAAGGACAUAACUGAAGAUCUUCCACACCAAAAACAGGACAAGACAACUAGGAUGUGGAAGCAUGUGGACAGUAAGUGGGUUUCUUCAUCUAGUGAAAUAAUUGCUUUCCGCAAAGCGCUGUUGAAUCCAGUGACAGCAAAUCAGUUUCAACGCUUUGUGUCACUGAAAGGAGACCUGCUGGAGAAUGGAGUGCUCUUUUGGCAGGAGGUGCAGAAGUAUAAGGACUUGUGUCAUUCUCAUUGUGAUGAUGCCACAGUCCAGAAAAAGAUCACAGCUAUUAUCGACCGCUUUAUUCGUUCUGCCGUUCCCCCAGCUUUGCAGAUUGACAUCCCAACUGAACAAGCAAAGAAGAUUCUGGAGCACAGGAAAGAACUAGGACCAUACAUCUUUAGAGAAGCACAGAUGACUAUUUUUGCUCUUCUGUUUAAAUUUUGGCCAAAAUUUUGUAAGUUUCAAAGCAGUUUGGAUAGUGACAAAAUUCUAUCUGCCUUGGAGAGAAAGAAGAUGCAGAAGAAGGAAGGCAAAACACUACAGGGUAAAGAAAAUGCACCAACCAGUCAAAAGAUUUUGCCUGAGACAAAACUCAUUGAUCUGUCAAGCAGUGCUUUGGGAGAUCAGAUUGGUCUGGAGUGGAGAGGAAAAGCACCAUUUUCAGAUGGAUAUGGGUGGCAGGCUUCAUGGUCCUAUUCCAAGUACAUAGAAGCCUUGGAGCAGGAGAGAAUACUACUUAAAAGGGAAGAAGAUCUGGAGAAAAUCUCAUCAUCAUCUCUUACAGGUACCUCGUCUGUGUCCUUUUCAAAGCUGGGAAACUCCAAACAAUCCACCAUGUCUUCAAAGAGCAGUGUGAUUUUGGGGAAAAGCUCAAAUCUUCCCAAGAAAUAGAAAAUUUUCCUGUUUCAGAAGCAUGCAAUACAAUCAACAAAGGCUUGUGAAAUCACUGUCUGCUCCAUUUAUUCUGAUUUGAACUUCUGUUUUUUUCUCUCCUUUGUUUAUAAUGGGAAGUAUAAAAAUAUUUUUCUUUCCCCUACUAAUUUUGACUUUUUCCACUUAGGAAUCAUUGAUUCACCCUCAUUUUUUGUACAGCUGCCAUUCCAAUUCUGUUAAGUAACUUUUUGUGCCACAAUAUCUUUGUUUGUUCCACAGCACUAUUGACUGAUGUAGACAGAGCUGUGGUAAGAGAGUAUUUGGUUAUUUAAUUUCUGGCACAGAAAAGGGAGGAGGAGCACAAAUGUAUGCAUUUUCAUAUGUGACACAAAGCAUUGUUACAUUUUUUUUCUUUUGUGAUAGAGAGGUAGAUUUUAUACUAAAUUAAACUAUUUAGAAAUGCAGCUGGCUCAGGGGAUUGCUGAUGUCCCAUGUGAUCUUUUUCCAGUAGAUUUUUUGGUUCUAAUUUGAUCCAGAUUAUUAUUAUCUAAAGACAUUUUGUGGCAUAUGCAAAAUCACUUGAUUGUCACAGUCCCAUUCCUACUCGGCUCCAGGCCACACCACAGACAGUUCAGUCCUAAGUAUCAAAGCUGGCACUCUUUGUGGAAAAGACACUGUGGAUUCACUGCCUAAAUUUUCUCACACCAGAGUAGAGGUAAAUUUUACUUUGUAGAAUCAUAGAAUGGCUUGAGUUGGAAGACCUUAAAGAUCAUCUAGUUCCAAGUCCCCUGCAUUGGCAGGGACACCUCCCACUAGAUCAAGCUGCUCAGAGCCCCAUCCAACCUGGCCUUGAACACCUCCAGGGAGGGGUCAUCCACAGCUUCCCUGGGCAACCUGUGCCAGUGCCUCACCAACCUCACACUAAAGAAUUCCUCCCUAAUGUCUAACCUAAAUAUACCCUCCUUCAGCUCAAAACCAUUACCCCUUGUCCUAUCACUACAUACCCUGGAAAAAAGCCCCUCCCAAGCUUUCCUACAGGCUCCCUUCAGGUAUUGGAAGGCCACCAUAAGCUCUUCUGGAGCCUUCUCUUCUCUAGGCUGAACAAACCCAAUUAUCUCAGCCUGUCUCCAUAGCAGAGGUGCUCCAGCCCUCUGAUCAUCUUUGUGGCCCUUCUCUGGACUUGCUCCUAGAGCUCUAUGUCCUUCCUGUGUUAAGAGCCCCAGAACUGGACACAGCACUCCAGGUGGGGUCUCACGAGAGUGCAGUAGAAGGGGAGAACCACCUCCCUUGACCUGCUGGCCAUGCUUCUUUUGAUGCAGCCCAGGACACAGUUGGCUUUCUGGACUGCAAGUGCACACUGCCUGCUCAUGCUGAGCUUUUCAUCAACCAGCACCCCCACGUCCUUCUCCUCAAGGCUGUUCUCAACCCAUUCUCUGCCCAGCCUGUAUUUGUGCUUGGGAUUGCCUGAAUCCAUGUGCAGAACCUUGCACUUAGCCUUGUUAAACUUCCUGAGGUUGGCCUGGGCCCACAUCUCAAGCCUGUCAGGGUCCUUCUGGAUGGCCUUCCUUCCUUCCAGCCCGUUGACCUCACCACACGCUCUGCUGUCAUCAACAGACUUGCUGAGCAUGCACUUGAUCCCACUGUCCAUGUCACUGGGGACUGACUCUUGGGGAACACCACUGACCAUCACUGGUCUCCAUCUGGACAUCGAGCCAUUGAUCACUACUCUCCAGUGCGACCAUCCAGCCAAUUCCUUAUCCACCAAGUGGUCCUUCCAUCAAAUCAGUAUCUUUCUUAUUUUGAGACCAGGAUGUCAUGUGGGAGAGUAUGGAAGGCCUUGCACAAGUCCAAGCAGAUGACAUCAGCUGCUCUUCCCCUGUCCAACCAUGCUGUGACCCCAUCAUGAAAGGCCACCAGAUUUGUCAGGCAUGAUUUGUCCUUGGUGAAGCCUUGUUGGUUGCCACCAACCACCUCCACAUUUUCCAUGUGCCUUAGCAGACUUCAGGAGCAUCUGCUCCACGAUCUUGCUGGGCACAGAGGUGAGACUGACUGGCCUGUAGUCAAUUGAGGACAAAGAAGAAAUGAUUUAGCAUUAAUGACUUCCUUCCCCCCUCAAAAGAUCAUCCGUCUCACAGCCACCAUGAAGAGCUGUCAACUGUUGCUGACUCCACGCUAUUUUGGAAAGGAAAAGAGGACUGCAUAUUAUAGUUUGGUAUCUGUGACACCUUUUGAACUAAUAUUCAUGUCCAAGAGACAACUGGAGCAGGUGUCAGAAACCCUAGGCACUGGGUGGACUCAAGUGUUUUCAGAAAGUUGAUUUGCUCUGAUGCAUUUGGAUGCAUGGGGUCCGUUUGGAUCCAAAACUGCAUUCAGCCUUCUAAUCCAUUCAGAAACUGGAGUGAUAGGAAGCAAAUAUGUGCACUGACUUAACAGAGCUGAUUACCUCUGUCCUCCUUCCAUGGUUCUUCCUCCAGUGUAUUCUCUAUCCUCUUUUUAUCCCUUAUUUGCACAGUCCCAAACUGCCUCUUAUACAGAACAAUAAGGAGUUGGCUGUAUAUUUCACAGUAAUGACGUCAA
Apus apus (common swift) is the source of this 6411-nucleotide messenger RNA. It is a transcript of the gene RGS22, whose product is annotated as regulator of G protein signaling 22. Gene Ontology annotation, molecular function: G-protein alpha-subunit binding. The record is from RefSeq and is a predicted model, not a curated record. The transcript has 27 exons. The coding region runs from base 1 to 3852 and encodes 1283 amino acids. Lineage: Eukaryota; Metazoa; Chordata; Aves; Apodiformes; Apodidae. Gene Ontology annotation, biological process: regulation of signal transduction.